AUGCAGAACAUCCUUGAUCAGAAUUUAGACAUGGCCACAGCUCUACUCGCAGGCGAGAAGCUGAAGGAGCUGAUCCUGCCGGGCUCCUCCCAGGAUGAGAAGGGUGGCGCUCUGGCGGGCCUCAUGGUGCAGCUCAAACUGGAGCUGCCUUUUGAUCGUGUUGUCACUAUAGGGACGGUCAUCAUCCCCAUCCUGCUGGUCACCCUCGUCUUCACCAGGAACUUUGCAGAGGAGUCCAUAUACUGUUACACACCACACAACUUCACCCGAGACCAGGCACUGUAUGCGAGAGGCUACUGCUGGACAGAGCUCCGUGAUGCUGCGCCCGGAGUGGAGGCUCACCUUUGGCCUUCACUGUUUGAGCACAAGUUCCUGCCCUACGCCCUGCUGGCCUUCGCUGGAAUCAUGUACAUUCCCGCUCUGGGCUGGGAGUUCCUUGCCUCUACGCGGCUCACUUCAGAGCUAAAUUUCCUGCUUCAAGAGAUUGAUAACUGCUAUCAUCGAGCUGCUGAGGGCCGAGCCCCAAAGAUCGAGAAGCAGAUCCAGUCCAAAGGACCUGGCAUCACUGAGCGAGAGAGGAGGGAGAUCAUAGAGAACGCGGAGAAGGAGAAGAGCCCCGAGCAGAACCUGUUUGAGAAAUAUUUGGAGAGACGAGGCCAGAGUAACUUUCUGGCUAAGCUCUACCUGGCACGCCACCUGGCAAUCAUCUGUCUCAGUUCCAUCCCCAUUUCCUACCUGAGCGCCUACUACGCCCGCCAAAGGCAGAAUGAGUUCACCUGUGCGCUAGGUGAGCCCCCAGACAUCAGCAGCUAUCCAGAGCUGAAGCUCAGGGUCAACUGUAAGCUGCCUGCCGUGCAGCUGCAGCGCAUCAUGGCAGCGGUGGACAUCGCUCUGCUCUGCACCAUGAACCUCAUCAUCCUGGUGAAUUUGCUGCAUCUGUUUGUGGUGCGCAAGUCCAACUUUGUUUUCGACAAACUGCACAAAGUCGGUAUUAAAACGCGGCGGCGCUGGCAGAAGUCUCAGUUCUGCGAUAUUAACAUCCUGGCCAUGUUCUGCAAUGAGAACAGGGACCACAUCAAGUCCCUCAACCGGCUGGACUUCAUCACCAAUGAGAGCGACCUCAUGUACGACAACGUGGUCCGGCAGCUGUUGGCUGCGCUUGCACAAUCCAACCACGAUGCGACGCCCACUGUGAGGGACUCCGGGAUACAAACGCUCGAUCCCAACAUGGAUCCUUCUGAUCUGGCUGUAGGAGAGAUGGGAGGGGAGCCGCUGGUCAUCAAAAGACCCCGAAAGAAGAUGAAGUGGAUGCCGUCCUCCAACCCUCUCCCUCAGUCCUUUAAGGAACCCCUAACCCUGACUCGCCUGGAAAACAACGCCAAGCCUGAAAAACCCAAACCGCUCAGACGCAAAACAGUGGCAGACAGUUUUAUUGCACCACUUCUGGACAGCAAAAGCACACAGCAUCCUGCAACAAAAGAUCUAAGUGGGAUGGAGAAAAAGCACACGCGCAACUUCUCUCUGGACGUCCACCCGUACAUGCUGACGAUCCGUAAGCCCAAAGUGGAGGCCACAAUCACAGAGCCUCUACCCUCAGAGCACAACAUGGAUGCAGUGUACCUCGAAGGCACGCACACUAUUGUUCAUGUGUCUGGUGCCAUUACAGAGACCAAGGUGUGCUCUCCAGAGUCAACCAACACUGCCUUUUCUACCGUGACCCUGCCCACCACUACCUACGUGAACGGAGUGAGCCCCAACCCUCCCUCCAGCGAGGACGCCCUCAGUCCCAAGUCCUCCCCUCCGCAAGCGGAGCCCCUCGCCCAGCCGGAGAACCCCGAGUCUCAGCCGCCGCCCCUGACCAGAGCCCCCACACACCAGCUGCUGAGCAUACGCCACACUCUGUUUGAGGAAGAAGAGGAUGAAGAGAGCAGAAGGGGCCGGCUGGCAGAGAGACCGGGGGAGCUCAUCGCCGCUGGAGAAUGUUGA
Molecule: messenger RNA, 1986 nt
Organism: Stegastes partitus (bicolor damselfish)
Lineage: Eukaryota; Metazoa; Chordata; Actinopteri; Pomacentridae
Gene: panx2
Product: pannexin 2
Exons: 5
Coding region: 1-1986 (661 amino acids)
Biological process (GO): monoatomic cation transport; cell-cell signaling; positive regulation of interleukin-1 production
Cellular component (GO): plasma membrane
Molecular function (GO): wide pore channel activity
Source: RefSeq, a predicted model, not a curated record